UGAGAUGUGUAGAGCAGAGCCAGUGGCAGUCCUGUGAAUAAAACAGAAGGCACAGUUCACUGUGGCCCUUGAUUUUUAACCAAAAGGCAGAGUAGGCAUUGAUUGGCAUCAACCACGAAAGAAAUUUGUGAGUUUUGUGCAGCUUCAAGUGCUGAUAUCAGUGAUGUUAGUGACUUUUGGAGUUUGGAGCCUGUGUGCUGAAUUUAAGAAUGGGUGUGUGGUGGAUUCAGGACACCCAUGUUUGGUUUUUUAAGCUACUGCUCUUGGCUGUGUCAGCUGGUGCACUGGUGACAAGCUGGUCCUCUCCUCUAAGAUUCAUCUGUGCACUGUGUAGAACUGUUGCUGCUCUUCUCAGUGGAUGGCUGGGGCUGCCCUGGAUUCAAAAUCCUGCCUGUAAUGAUUGCGUGGGUCAAGAUCUCCUGGGAAAAGAUCCUCCAUGGAAACACCAGUCCCAGCUAAGAAAUAGCCAAGCAGAGGCCCCGUGGCUGGGAAGGCUGGUUACAGGGCUGUGUCAUCAGACCAACUUUGCAUUUUGAUGUCCAUGCCCUCCACCUCGGUGACAUCUCCUUUGGCUUUCCUCGCACCUUGUCCUGCCGCCUGACCAACACCUCCCUGAUGCCCAUGGCCUUCACCCUCCACAUUCCUGGGGACGGCUCUGGAGAGCCCAGCCUCACCAGCUCAGAUCAGACAUCCAGCAACACUCACCCAUCCUGGAGAAGGGGAGCUCAGGGUCUCGCGAAGCCAAUGGAAUUUACCAUAACGCCCUGCAGAGGGACCAUCUGCUCCCAGGCAUUCCAGGAUAUCCAGGCUGGCACGUGCUCACGCUGGAGGAUUGAACCCAGUAAGGGAGUGAUCCCCCCCGAGAGCGAGGUGUCUCUGACUGUCACAGCAAACCUCGAUGACACGGGGAAAUUCGAGGACAAGGUGAAGCUGUUCAUUGAGAACAGUGAAGUGAACAUCAUCCCUGUGCAGGCUGUGGGUGUUGGCACCACAAUUGUCACUGACAAACCUUUCUCUCGGGAGCUCAACUUUAAGCCCCACUUCAGCCUCACUCCCUGCUGUUACCAGUUCAAAAUAACAAACAAAGGGCGACACACCCAUCAACUGUUCUGGACCACAGAAGGGUUCAGCGUAGUUCAGCAGCAUCGUGGCCUCGGUACCACCAAGGACAAAAGCACUUCCCAGGUCCCCAGACCUGCCAGCCCCGUGUUCAAGCUGCAACCGCCACAGAUGGAGCUGCUGCCGGGCCAGACCAAGGACAUGGUGCUGGAAGGCUUCUCCAGCACCCCCCAGCCCAUAAAACUAGACAAAGGGGAGGAACGUCACAUCCAAUUUAACCCGGCUUAUAAAAAGGAUUUGUAUAGCUGGGUAGCAGAGAAGACACUGAACAUGCAGUUCAUGGAGCAUCCCCACGAGGAGCAGAUCACCAUUCGGGGAGAAGUCUACUUCCCAAACCUCCAUAUCCAGCCCAAGGCCCUGGACUUUGGCUACAUCAUAAAUGGCACUGAACAAGUGGAUUGUGUGGCAAUGACCAAUUGCAGCCCAAUCCCUGUCCACUACCACUGGUCCUUCCAGACAGACAGCCAGGUGAACACCAUAAGAAUCCCCUCCGAGGGGUGCGCCGGGCUGUGGCUUCGCUGCCUGCCCGGGAUGUGGCACGUCAGCACGGGCCGGUGGAGACACCUUCUGGGGUUCAGCAGAAGUGGUCGUGACGAGCAGGGAUGUUUCCUUUCAGGUUCACAUCUUCACUACCUAAAUUCCAAGGAGGAGAGAGGCCUCCAGGUGCCACAGGUGAGAAGCUGCCCCCAGAAGGGGGUGAAGGGCUGUGACAUCCUCCACCAGCCCUGAGUAUGGCCAGAGCGAGCUCCUAUCUGCCUGCCACGGACAGGGGGAAAUAAUCAGGAUGUCUCCUUGUGUCCCUCAGUCACGAAGAGUAGGAUUGGGUGAGUUCUUUAACCAGUGGAACUGUUGUAAAUGGGUUUUGAGAAAGUAACAGUGAAUGGAAUGUUGAGGGCUUUGUAACCAACUUUGUAAGGAGUCAAACUGACUUAAUAAAGACCUGUAAAGCCAA
This is a messenger RNA of Pseudopipra pipra, 2071 nucleotides long. It is a transcript of the gene HYDIN, whose product is annotated as HYDIN axonemal central pair apparatus protein. Lineage: Eukaryota; Metazoa; Chordata; Aves; Passeriformes; Pipridae. The transcript is spliced from 8 exons. Gene Ontology annotation, biological process: cilium movement; axonemal central apparatus assembly. Gene Ontology annotation, cellular component: axoneme. The record is from RefSeq and is a predicted model, not a curated record. The coding region runs from base 616 to 1848 and encodes 410 amino acids.